Molecule: messenger RNA, 3198 nt
Organism: Cylicocyclus nassatus
Lineage: Eukaryota; Metazoa; Nematoda; Chromadorea; Rhabditida; Strongylidae
Source: the annotation of a GenBank genome assembly
AUGUAUUGUAAAACCGAUUUCAGGAAAACGGCUGACAAACUCAAUGUCGCACAUUCUUCAUCAACAAACGCCGAGCAAAGUGACUGCACCAGCGGCUACUUCUCAGCAGAAACUGAGUCGGAACGGAAAAAUGUCAGAAACUGCUACAAGAAAUUCAAAGAGAACUUUUCUGAAACGAUAAGGCGCCUAAAUCAGUAUCGGACUGACACCCCUCCAAGCAAGUGUAAGCCAUCUUCAGGAUGUGCAGAAACUUUGAGGAGGAAUGAUUUUAACAGGACAAUGAUGAGACCACCUGGCACAAGGGGGCGCUUAAGUAACAGUGACAUGCCGUGUAGUAAAAGUGGCGAAGGUGGAGAUAGAGAAUCUCCUCUGUAUUUCACCUAUGAUUCCGUUCCAGCAAUGUAUGGUGAAGAAUUUGUAGAUGCUGCAAGAAGCAAGUUGGAGUCAUCCAAUCUGGAGCAUGCAGCGAGUGAAGGAAGAGCCUGGCAGGGAAAUUUCCCAAGUGCAAGAGAUUCGCCUACAGUUGCUGAGGAGAUAUAUUACUUGGGUGCCGUUCAUCUUGAUCAGGUCCGUGUUCGCUCUACUCUCGCCGAUUAUCCGCCACCGCCGGAAUUUCACCUGCUGCCGCCAGUCCAAAAAGCAGCUUAUGUCUUUUAUGUGACCGUGUACAAGAGAAAUUACAACGACGUUUCCGAAUUCCACCGCAAGUUCAAUCGCGAGUACUUUAAAUAUACCUGCAGCGGUGACAGUGAUGUUACUGCGCUAUGGAAGAUUUGCAAGUCAAUAAAAGAUGAAUAUUUUAUGAAGAUGGCUUUGGAGUCUCGAGCGACUGAGGACGGUCACUGUCAAAAACCAAACUAUCAAAUUGAAGAGGAAAAUGCCAUGAAUGUGCAGGAUAGCUUGGGCGAAAUUUGCGACAGUCAGACUACACACUAUCCAAUCCUUGAAGCAAACCAAGCUCCUCUAAAAUAUCGCGUAGCACAUGCUUUCGUCACAUUUGGAUACCUAGGAAAAAUGGUUACGGUAAAUCCGUGCUCAUCACCAUUCCUUGUGCAGAUAGACGAUGUCAAAACAAUUCUCACCGAUCCACAUGACAGACGUCUUAUCCAUAUUGCGCAGAUAUUCAGAGGUCCUCUUAUCAUUGAUGAAACACCCACUCACUCGGUACUACUGUACAUAGAGCGUCAAAUCAAGCGAAUCUCAGGUUGCAGAUGUGCUACAGAUAAUUCACUUAGUAAUGAGGUCGCCGACUGCGCGUUGAUAUGGCACUUAUUGCGCAUGCUCGUCCAACAACAAGGGCGUGUAACCGGUCCGGACCUCGCAAGGCUGCUAUUAGAAACUAAAUCCACUUCAUCCUGCGGCAGUACGGAAGGACAGCACUCGCGCAAAGAAAUUAGACGUAAUAGCAACACAGGUACACACAUUUUCAUGGCUUCCGACACAGGAGGCCGCGAAUGCUCCAUGAAACUGCUUCUUACAGGUCAUAUCAAUGAAGCCAUCGAUAAUGCAUUCAAAGACGAACUCUAUGCCGACGCUAUGAUUAUAGCUAGACAUGUGCUCGCGCACGAUCCAGCAAAGCUUGUAGAGAUUGAGGAACGUUUUUUGUGCACCAAGAGGCGAGGCGAUCCAGUAGUGACACUCGUAUCAGUAGCUCGAAACAAGCCCCUUUCCUACCUAACAAGCUCCAUCGUUGACUUGGGAUGCUGGCGAGAGCAUGUUGCGAUUAUUCUUGCGAACCUCUCAAAUCAAUAUGCACUGAAUUAUGUAUAUGAACUUGGAAAAUUGUUGGCACAACGCAAGCACAACUGUGCCGCGGACUUCUGCCUCUUGGUCAUUGCCAUACUGACAGAAAUAAAUUCUUUCAAUCCAUUUAGAGAGAAUUAUGAUGCGGGCACAUCGGAGCAUUUAAGACUCAUCCACAGUGAACCUGCAUAUGGCAGGUUUGAGAAUACACAGUGUCGAUAUGGCUUUUCCCUCAGUGACUUUCACGCAACAGAAAUAUUCGAUUAUGCUGUACGAUUAUCUGGGGACAAACCUUAUUCUUCCCUUAGUGAAUCGCUCGAAUUUCAACGAAUACGCAUACAGUAUACCCAACUUAUCACUGACUUUGGCGGAUUUGCCAAUGAGGCAUUUAGAUAUUGCUUGGAAAUUGCGUCCUCUAUUUGGGGGAAUAAUCAACUUAGUGUCCAAGAACUGACAGAUUUUUGCGAUUUGGCGGAUAGGUUCAAAUUUGCUGCUUGCGCAAGUGUUGAUGAAAUGUCAUCGAUUAGCUCUCUACGGGCUAUGGAACAAGAAGGGAAGCAGUGGCAGGAAUCCGAGAUCGUCCAGUCAAACUCGGUUGCAACUGAAAACGCUUGUGAAGCUGACUCUAAUACGCAAGAAACUGUUCUUGCAGCUGACAACACAUUGACAAAUCUUCUGCCGGAGUCGUUUACUUCGCAAAGAUUCGUGACCGAAUUGGACAUGGCUGAGCCAAGCGGCGAGCAAGCGCAAACUCAACCUCUUCUCUGUACUGGCUCAUUAACGCCAUCACGUGUAGUAAGCUCUCCGCUCUCAGAAAGCGACGCUAGUCAGCAGAGCUAUUCUAUGGAAGACUACUUGGAUGAAGAAUACGUUACACCGUCCACUUCACCAAUCAUUCUACCACAUCAGCAAAGCAUGAAUAAAUCUAUAAACUCUAGUGAAGCUAAUUCACGCUCCAGUUCCAAUCAAUCUGCUGAAGAUGUAUCUACGAUGCAGCCCUCAACAGAUCUUUCGUUAAAUUACACUCAUAAACAGCCUCAUCCUACCUCUCUCGCUACAGGAAUUGAGCAGACAGCGUCGCAUCUGAAGGCAAUACCUAGUAAUGAAAUGAUCUUGCCGGACGAUAGGGAACCAGCGAUUGUAUGGGAUCCUGCAAAAGGUCGAUACGUGGACACUGACGAUACCGAAGAAGUGACAACUGCUUCACCUACUGCUUCACCUCUCAUGCUAGAUGCUCAAAUUUCGAACUUUGGCACUAGCGGACUUGCGGCAGCUCGCAAAAGCGGGGGAUCUCGUUAUUACAACCCAUGGAAGAAACAGUCGUCAGUGGAUGAUGUUAUUAGUCCACCAUCCGUACCGGUCCCUGCGGCUACGCUUCCACCGCAUUUCGGAUUUAUUCCCACCACGCCUGACGAUGCUGGAGAACUGUCUGCAUUCAGCGAACAAGCGCCAUGA